This is a messenger RNA of Phycomyces blakesleeanus NRRL 1555(-), 1178 nucleotides long. RefSeq lists its product as hypothetical. The record is from RefSeq and is a predicted model, not a curated record. The transcript is spliced from 8 exons. Gene Ontology annotation, molecular function: chorismate mutase activity; prephenate dehydratase activity. Gene Ontology annotation, biological process: chorismate metabolic process; L-phenylalanine biosynthetic process. Gene Ontology annotation, cellular component: cytoplasm. Bases 1 to 1101 code for a protein of 366 amino acids. NCBI's taxonomy places the organism in Eukaryota, Fungi, Mucoromycota, Mucoromycetes, Mucorales, Phycomycetaceae.
AUGUCAGAUCUGCCUUCGCUUAGAAAGAAAAUCGAUACUCUCGAUACGACUCUUGUCAAUAUUCUCAAUGAACGUGCACGCGUUUCACUUGAUAUUGGAGCAGCAAAACGUCAAUUGGAUAACACAGAAGGUCUACCAACAACAGAUCUGCAUGUCUACAUGCCAGGACGAGAAAAGGAAGUCUACGCAAAGUUGACAAGAUUGAAUCAUGGUCCAUUGAAAGACGAUUCUCUCCAUGCAAUUUUCAGAGAGGUCAUGUCUGCCUCAAUCUCACUUCAAAAAGAUGUUUCUAUGGCUUACCUUGGUCCUCCAGGAACUUUCUCUCAUCAGGCAGCAUAUCAACGCUUGGGGGACAGCGUAGUUUAUGUACCUCAAAAGCAGAUUUCUGAUGUUGUUGAUGCUGUCGAGAAGGGUCAGACCACAUAUGGUAUUGUCCCUUUCGAAAACUCCAAUUUUGGUUCCGUGGUUGAGACCCUGGACCGUUUUGUUAAGACCAAGACACGAGUGAGAGCAGAGACUUAUUUGACCGUUCACCAAUGUCUUUUGUCCAAUUCACCUUUAGACAAGAUCACAAAGGUCUAUAGUCAUCCUCAGGGAUUGGGACAAACCCAAAUGUGGUUGGCGGCAAAUGUGCCAAAUGCAAAGCGGAUAUCGGUGAAGUCAACAGCAGAGGCUGCUCAACAGGCUGCCUUGGAAACAGGUGCUGCCGCUGUCUGCAGUGAGAUAUGCGCCGAGCUGUAUGGUUUGGAGGUCACUGCACGCGAUAUUGAGGACGGCGCAGCAAACACCACACGUUUCUUGAUUAUCGGCACCUCUAGUGACAACGCUACAAAGGAUGACCAUACUCUCAUCAAAUUCACUGUGGAUCAUCGUCAGCCUGGUGCGUUAUGCGAUGGCCUUAAGGUUUUCAAGGACUAUAGCCUGAAUCUUUUCAAGAUCGAUUCUCGCCCUAGCGGCUUGCACCCAUGGCAUUAUGUGUUCUUUGUUGAAUGCUCGGGUCAUCAGCAGAAUGAAGAUGUUCAAAAGGCCGUUAAGGACCUUGAUCAAUUCUGCCUUGAUGUAGUUGUUCUCGGCAGCUUCCCAAAUCAAAGACCUGAAUGAUUUGUAUAAAGGCAUACAUACACACAUACAUCUUCAUAAUAAACAAGUUAUCCUGUCCUCUGGUUUUUUUUAUAUCC